Messenger RNA from Fonticula alba, 2296 nucleotides. RefSeq lists its product as hypothetical. NCBI's taxonomy places the organism in Eukaryota, Rotosphaerida, Fonticulaceae. The record is from RefSeq and is a predicted model, not a curated record. The coding region runs from base 215 to 1549 and encodes 444 amino acids. The transcript has 4 exons.
CCCCGCCCUGCUCCUGCCUUGCCUGGCACUGUCGACGGAUCCCUCCAGCGUCCCUCACUCCACUCCUCGCCCCUCCGACAACACGCGCGCGCACGGCACCCACGCGCUCGGCGCACACAUACACACACACACGCGCACCCACCCGCCUGCGGCGCGCGCGCGCACCUCCACCUCCCCCCUCCCCUGACGCCCUCCAUCCCCUCUUCUCGUCUGUAUGACCCAGUCCCCUCCCGUCCGGCCGCCGCUGAGCGGUAAACGCUCCUCGCCAGCGGUUCGCCCGCAGAUGGACCCGAUGCCCGGCUCGCCGACCGGCGCGCAGGCGGUCCGCCCGUUGCAGCCCCUGUCCCCGACCAUGUCCCCGACAUCGGCCCCGGGGCCUGCCGCCACCGCCACCGCCAGCGCCACCAACACAGCCACCUCCCCUGGGGGUGGUGCCGGCGCCGCGGCUCCGGGCCCCGGGCGCAAGUCCCCGACCCCCCGCCCGGCCCCGAUGCCCGGCACCACGGCCGGGAUCUCCUCGGCCGCAACGUCGACCGGCACCGUCCGGCCGCCUCUCAACCCGCCGUCCGGGUCCCGGUCGCCCCCUCCGGCCGCCGCCGGCGCCGCGGUCGCUCCCGGGAGCCCCCCUCCCCGGGGCAACCCCACCGCCGGGCGUGGCUCUCCCCGGCCGGUUCGCUCGCCGCCAGGCUCCCCGGCUCAGUCACCGCGCGCCGGGUCCUCCGGUCCCGCAUCUCCCCGCGCUGGCAACGGCAAUGGCAACGGCAAUGGCAAUGGCAACGCCGGCCGUGGCGGUGGUCCGCCGAAUGGUGGCCCACGCGCCGGCGGCUCCCCUCCUGCCUCCGUGGCCGGUGUCACCGGCGCCCAGCCAGGCCCGGCCGCCGACUCGGCCGCCGACACCCCCGCCGCUCCUCGGGCGCAGUUCCCCGUGUGGAUCAAUCUCCUGGAGGCUGGCAGCCCGGUGACCAUCACCCUGAAGGCCCCGGCGGCGACGCCGCUGUCCGGCAUCGUGGCCGCCCUGCACUUGGACCACGGGGUGGUCAUCCUCUCGCUGAUGGCCCAGCCGCCGUAUCACUCGGCCCCGCCGCGCCUGCUGGAGUCGCACCUGGUGUUCCUGGCCCAGGUGGAGUCGGUGGUCCCGCUGGACCUCAGCACCGUUGCCGGGCACCUGCACCACUUCGGCCCGGAGCGGAGCACCCUGCCGGCAGCCGAGCUGGCCCGCAUCAACCAUGUUGUCCCGCUGGCGGAAAUCCAGUCGGAAAUGUCCCGCUGGGCGCGCGAGGCCAAUCGCCAUGUCCGUCGCAUUGCCCCGGAGACCGUGUCCAACCUCGGCCAGAAGGUCUUUGAUCAUCUGUUCCGGACCAUGCCCUGCAAGUGGGACGGCACGUCGAUCGUUGUCAUGGAUGAUGUGGUCAUCGCCGGGCCGCUUUACCGACCGGAGGAUACGACCCUGCUCCACCCGACCGACGCCUCGGGGAAUGAAUCAUCAUCAAUAGCCCUUGGCCGUGUUCGCCAGCUCCUCUCCAAGGCACACUCCCAGAUCCAAGCCUGAGCAGGGGGGGGGCGCUCUCUCCCUGCCACCGGCGGCUGGCCGCCUGCCUUUUUUUUUUUUCGCCCCCGCCGCCACGCCCCACGCGUGCACCUGGGCCUACCUCCCUCCUCUCCUGCCCCUGUCCCCCCUCUCCCUUCCCCCGACCCAUCCCCUUGACCUUGUUCCCACCCCCAACCUCCCCGCAUCCAUCUUCGAAUAUCAACCGCUCAAACCCCACUCAGGGCUGGAAAAGGGGGACGAGAGCGCUCUCGUGUGCCACCCUCGCGCCUCCCCGGCCAUGAUGCCGGCAUGCCAGCACCAGACCUGCCAGUCCCUCUCUCCCACUGCCCUCCUCCCGGCACCGCCGCCGCCACCGCCAUCGCCACCACCACCGCUGCAUGCGCACGCCUUCCCCGCAGCCACCCCCCUCCUCUCACCCCUCACGAAAGGCCCUCCUCCCCCUCCUCCUCCUCCUCCUCCUCCUCUCUUCUCCUUCCACCGCCAGGGUGCGCUUGCCUUUCCCUGCCUCUUCCCCCUCCUCCAUGCGGGCAUCCUGCCCCCUGCCUGCGCCCAAUGGUCGAUCACACGACAACACGCUGCGCGCCGGACAGGCCCACACGCGACCAUGCAGGAGGAAGGGAGGGGGGAAACGAGCAUGCGAACGAGCAAGCGAAAGCAAGCAGACGACAAAAAUGGCUGCCUCUCCGUGCGCACACGCACAUACACGGAUGCGCAUGACACCCCGCCCAAUACAUGUACAACAUUCCA